This is a messenger RNA of Penicillium verhagenii, 252 nucleotides long. RefSeq lists its product as uncharacterized. The transcript has a single exon. The record is from RefSeq and is a predicted model, not a curated record. The coding region runs from base 1 to 252 and encodes 83 amino acids. NCBI's taxonomy places the organism in Eukaryota, Fungi, Ascomycota, Eurotiomycetes, Eurotiales, Aspergillaceae.
AUGCCUUCAUAUUCCCUUUACGUCUUUCUUAUCAUCGUUGGCUGUGUGGUUGUCACGUUCAUUGGCUACUCAGUCCACUACAUCUCGACAAAUGGGUUCUCGGACGACAAGUACGAGCCUGAGAUGUCGGAUGACCAGAGGCGAUAUCUGAGGGAAGUGCGCUUUCGAAAUUUUCUUGCCCUCGAGGAAGCAUGUCGUGCACAGGGUCCUCCUGUUCGACCUCGGGACCGUCUGGGUGCAGUGAGAUAUUGA